Molecule: messenger RNA, 2722 nt
Organism: Mesitornis unicolor (brown roatelo)
Lineage: Eukaryota; Metazoa; Chordata; Aves; Mesitornithiformes; Mesitornithidae
Gene: PRPF40A
Product: PRP40 pre-mRNA processing factor 40 homolog A (S. cerevisiae)
Exons: 26
Coding region: 1-2655 (884 amino acids)
Biological process (GO): mRNA cis splicing, via spliceosome
Cellular component (GO): U2-type prespliceosome; U1 snRNP
Molecular function (GO): protein binding; RNA binding
Source: RefSeq, a predicted model, not a curated record
AUGGGACACCCAGGCAUGCCCCAUUACCCGCCCAUGGGAAUGCACCCUAUGGGUCAGCGCCCACCAAACAUGCCGCCCGUUCCGCAUGGUAUGAUGCCUCAGAUGAUGCCCCCCAUGGGAGGACCCCCAAUGGGGCAGAUGCCUGGAAUGAUGCAGUCAGUAAUGCCUGGAAUGAUGAUGUCUCACAUGUCCCAGGCUGCUAUGCAGCCCACAGUUCCGCCAGGGGUGAACAGUAUGGACGCACAAGUAGGUGUAACACCUCCUGGAACUCAGACAACGCAUCCCGUAGUUUGUGCAGCCCAGCAAACUGCCACAACCAACAGCUCUGUUAACGAAGAGCACUCUAAACAGAAAUCCACAUGGACAGAGCACAAAUCGCCUGAUGGAAGAACGUAUUACUAUAAUACUGAAACAAAGCAGUCUACAUGGGAGAAGCCAGAUGAUCUCAAAACACCUGCUGAGCAACUGUUGUCUAAAUGUCCCUGGAAAGAGUACAAGUCUGAUUCUGGAAAGCCCUACUAUUAUAACUCCCAGACAAAGGAAUCGCGCUGGGCAAAACCCAAGGAGCUAGAGGAUCUUGAAGCAAUGAUCAAAGCUGAAGAAAACAGCACAAAACCUGAAGAAUCAACUGCAGCCGCAUCUACUCCAGCUGCUGCAGCAGAAGCAACAAACACAACCACCACAGCCGCAGCCGCCGACACCGCCGCAGCCGUGACCACCACCGCUGCAGCCGAAGCAGAAUCUGCUGCGGCUGCUGCUGCGGCCGAAAAUGAGAGCAGCGGCACGGCCGCAGCCGAGGAGCAGGGACAGGCCACGUCUGCAGCCGCUGCACAGGAACAGGGUGGGGAGUCUGCAGCGAGCGUGGCAGACGACUCCUCCAAGCAGGACGGCUCAGCAGAUGCUGCUAAGAAAGAGGAUGAUGAUGCCCAGCCGGCUAAGAAAACCUAUACGUGGAAUACAAAGGAAGAAGCAAAGCAAGCAUUUAAAGAACUGUUAAAAGAAAAGCGAGUGCCAUCUAAUGCUUCCUGGGAGCAAGCAAUGAAAAUGAUCAUUAAUGAUCCUAGAUACAGUGCUUUGGCAAAACUAAGUGAGAAAAAGCAAGCCUUUAAUGCUUACAAAGUCCAGACAGAAAAAGAGGAGAAAGAAGAAGCAAGAUCCAAGUACAAAGAAGCUAAAGAGUCCUUCCAGCGCUUUCUUGAAAACCAUGAAAAGAUGACAUCCACAACGAGAUACAAAAAAGCUGAACAAAUGUUUGGGGAGAUGGAAGUCUGGAAUGCGAUAUCUGAGCGUGAUCGUCUGGAAAUCUAUGAAGAUGUCUUGUUUUUCCUGUCCAAGAAAGAGAAGGAACAAGCCAAACAGCUACGAAAGAGGAACUGGGAAGCUUUAAAGAACAUACUGGAUAACAUGGCUAACGUCACCUACUGCACUACUUGGUCGGAGGCUCAGCAGUAUCUGAUGGACAAUCCCACGUUUGCAGAAGACGAGGAGCUUCAGAACAUGGAUAAGGAGGAUGCGCUGAUCUGUUUUGAGGAACACAUCAGGGCGUUGGAAAAAGAGGAGGAAGAAGAAAAACAGAAGAGUUUGCUUAGAGAAAGAAGGCGGCAGCGUAAAAACAGAGAAUCUUUCCAGCUGUUUCUAGAUGAACUUCACGAGCAUGGGCAGUUACAUUCGAUGUCCUCUUGGAUGGAGCUGUACCCAACCAUAAGCUCUGACAUCAGGUUCACUAACAUGCUUGGUCAGCCUGGAUCAACAGCACUUGAUCUUUUCAAGUUCUAUGUUGAAGACUUGAAAGCGCGAUACCACGAUGAGAAGAAGAUCAUAAAAGAUAUCUUAAAGGAUAAAGGAUUUCUGGUAGAAGUGAACACUUCUUUUGAAGACUUUGUUACGGUCAUCAGCUCAACUAAAAGAGCAACUACUUUAGAUGCAGGGAAUAUCAAGCUGGCUUUCAACAGUCUGCUGGAAAAGGCAGAAGCCCGUGAACGGGAGCGGGAAAAGGAGGAAGCUCGCAAGAUGAAGCGGAAAGAGUCGGCCUUCAAGAGCAUGCUGAAGCAGGCCACCCCUCCCAUCGAGCUGGACGCCGUCUGGGAAGAUAUCAGAGAGAGAUUUGUGAAGGAGCCAGCGUUUGAAGACAUCACUCUGGAGUCCGAAAGGAAAAGAAUAUUUAAAGACUUCAUGCAUGUACUAGAGCACGAGUGCCAGCAUCACCAUUCAAAGAACAAGAAACACUCGAAAAAGUCUAAAAAACACCACAGGAAGCGGUCGCGGUCCCGUUCGGGCUCCGAGUCUGAGGACGACGACAGCCACUCAAAGAAGAAGAGGCAGCGUUCAGAGUCCAGAUCGGUCUCCGAGCGCUCUUCCAGUGCAGAAUCCGAGAGGAGUUACAAGAAGUCAAAAAAGCACAAGAAGAAGAGCAAGAAGAGAAGACACAAGUCUGAUUCACCAGAAUCGGACAUCGAACGAGAAAAAGACAAAAAAGAAAGAGACAGCGAAAAGGAUAGAGCAAGGCAGAGGUCGGAAUCAAAGCAUAAAUCUCCUACUAAGAAACGGCCUGGAAAAGAUUCGGGGAACUGGGACACGUCAGGCAGCGAGCUGAGCGAGGGGGAGCUGGAGAAGCAGCGGAGGACGCUGUUGGAGCAACUGGACGAAGAUCAAUGAGAGCGUUAUUUAUACCAAAUAUGUUUACAUUGCGGCAUAAUAAAAGAAUCCAAUGUCUAAUGCAGGA